Messenger RNA from Peronospora matthiolae, 2034 nucleotides. NCBI's taxonomy places the organism in Eukaryota, Oomycota, Peronosporomycetes, Peronosporales, Peronosporaceae. The record is from the annotation of a GenBank genome assembly.
AUGGAUUUCCUGCGGCAAGUGGCGGUGGAUCUGCACGCGCUGCGGACCGAGGCCAAGCGCAAGUACCCAGUCGUGAAGGAGGCAGUGGACCGUGCGCUUGAGGUGCUGCCUCUCUUGCAGCAGCAGUACGCGGCGCUCGUGCGUACCGAGAAGCUCGCGCCAGGUCCCGGCCACAGUUUUUUCCAGAGCGAGAGCGUCUUGCGGCCGUUUCUAUUGACGUGUAACCACACGAACGCGUCCCACAAGAUUCUCGUGCUCGCACUGUCGAGUAUCCAGCGCCUCGUGAGCUGGGACGCCAUUGAACCGGCCAGUGUGGGCAGCAUCCUCCGGGUUUUGCAGAUCCAGGCCGAGAAAACCGCGUACACAGACGUGCAGGUUAAGUUACUGCAGACGGUCUUGCAGCUUAUGACGCUCGCGUACGAGGCGACGAACCGGAAAAAGGGUGCAGCUGUAGCGCGGACUGGUCAACGACAACUAGAGAACGAGCUUGUGGGAAAUGAAGAUAUGGUGAUGCAAGCUGUGUGGAUAUGUGUACAUCUUCACGAAAGCAGUGGCAGUGCUAGUUCAGUGGUGGGGAACACAGCAGCGAUGACGAUCCGGCAGCUGGUGUCGCUUGCAUUUAGCCAAGUUGACUCAAGUCCAGCAGCUAAACGUGUCGGCGUGCUGCUAUUCCAGGAUCUGUGCUUUAUCAGUCGAGAAGAGAGCGGUGUGUGGCUAAAACGCACGGCUGUGUCGCCGAUGAGUGCGGCGUUAGCGGUCGAGUUACUUGAGACGAUCGUGGCGUCCCACAAAGGGCUCUUUCGCCUUGAUGUCGAGUUUACGACUGUUUUGAAGCAGCAGAUGGUUCCAUUGAUGCAGUCAGUGCUGGAAAUGAGCUGCAAUGAUAAGCAUGGCGGGUCUGCAGGCUCAGGUAUUACAGGACCGACGAACACGUCAAUCACCAGCAGCAGCACAAAUGGCGCAGCGGGUCCAUUCUUCCCGCUGCUCGCUCGUGGUAUGCGUCUUGCGAGCACACUUUUGUGCCAUUUUGCCGACUGUCUUGUUGGCGAGUGCGCUUCGAUUUUGCACGCGCUGUUAGAAAUUAUUGCCACAGGGACGUACACUAUGGACGUCUCCAAAGGACCACAAUCAUUAUCGAAUUCGUCACCGAGUUUGUCGAAGUCACCUCGAGCUUUAUCAAAGUCACCGCCUGACUCCAAAUACAAUGCGGCAAACGCGAUCGCGAAUUUCAAGGAGGCCAAGAGCUUUUUGGCCCACUCGAAUUUGUCAAUCGCUGGUGCGUCCAACGCAUCUGGCAGUACAGGAGGGAGUAUCAAUUUUGUGACUUGGCCCGUUCUGCUAUCGCUGGAAGUUUUGAACCGCGUGUGUCAGGAGCCUGACGUGGUUGCCGCAAUGGUAAGCUACCCUGAUGGUGUGCUGGUUGCUAUCACCCGCACGACAUCAUCGGUAAUCAUGACAUCACCACCAUCCGAUUUUAAACCUCAAGGUCCGGAUGCAACUGCACUUCGCUCUGGUCUUGAGUUGCUGAACGAGCAAGAAACACCCGUGCUCCAGCAGUUUUACAUGGCUGUCCGGGUUGCCGCUUCGUGCCAGUGCAACAUGGCGGCCUCCGUUUUCGAGCUGUCGAGAUCUACCGCCAACGAAAAAGUGUGUGAGAAGCUGGCUAAAGCGUGCGUUGCCGUAGUGGCCCCUGCAGUAGUUAAGUCUAUGAACUGCGUGAUGCGACACUGUCGUGAGGUGGACCUCGUCACCAUGUCUCUCAAAGCAUACCAUGUACUAGCUACGAUCGCGUCGAGGCUUCGAGCAAACAUGCAGGGCCAAACCGCAAGGAACACGUGGCGUAAGCCGAUGGAUGAGGUGGUGCUGACUUGUUUACGAGUAUUAUGUGGAUUCUCCUUCCCCUUACCGGAUGGGAUUCGAGGAAACACAAAAGCAUCGAUAUCAACGACUGGAUCGGGCAGCAGUGGAUCCAGUGACACCGUAGGCGAAAGUGGGGCGGAUGAUAGCGAAAGUUGCCUUGUGACGAUCAGCUAG